This is a messenger RNA of Letharia lupina, 948 nucleotides long. RefSeq lists its product as uncharacterized. The transcript is spliced from 4 exons. The record is from RefSeq and is a predicted model, not a curated record. Bases 1 to 948 code for a protein of 315 amino acids. Lineage: Eukaryota; Fungi; Ascomycota; Lecanoromycetes; Lecanorales; Parmeliaceae. Gene Ontology annotation, molecular function: cysteine-type deubiquitinase activity. Gene Ontology annotation, cellular component: cytoplasm. Gene Ontology annotation, biological process: protein deubiquitination; ubiquitin-dependent protein catabolic process.
AUGUCGGCAGGAUGGAACACUAUCGAAUCUGAUGCUGGCGUCUUCACAUUCCUGAUCGACAACCUCGGAGUCAAGCAUGUCCAGUUUGAGGAGCUUAUAGCUCUUGAUGCCGCCCUUUUGAGACAAGAAAGUCCAGUGUACGGCGUAAUUUUCUUGUUCAAAUAUCCUACUGGAGAGAAGCCUAGCGAUACUCCACCAGAUGGCAACUUCGACUUUGACGCUUCCGAGAAUAUCUUCUUCGCCGCGCAGACAAUACAGAAUGCUUGCGGCACUCAGGCUCUGCUUUCGGUGUUGCUCAACAAGGAGGAUGAGGUGGAGAUCGGUCCUCAACUGAAGGAAUUCAAAGAAUUCACAGGCGCCUUCCCUUCGGAAUUGCGAGGAGAAGCGCUCUCAAAUUCCGAGCUGAUACGGGAUGUCCACAAUUCCUUCGCACGAUCAUCGCCUUUCGUCGACGAAGCUCAAAGAUUAGCCAGCGAAGAAGAUGAUGUCUACCACUUCAUUGCAUAUACUCCAAUCAACGGAGUACUCUACGAGCUGGACGGACUUCAGCCAGCGCCUAUAUCGCACGGCAGCUGCUCGUUCGAAGAAUUCCCGGACAAGGUCAUACCUGUCCUGCAGCGGAGGAUCGAGAGAUACCCAGCUAAUGAGAUAAGGUUCAAUCUGCUGGCCAUGGUGCGCGAUCUACGAAUACGGGCGCAGGAGAUUGGAGACCAGGACAUGCUGUAUCAAGAGGAGCAGAAACGGAAUGCAUGGCAGUGGGAGAACGCGCUGAGGCGACACAAUUUUAUCGGGUUUAUUGGGGAGGUCUUGAAGGGGGUCACGGCAUCGAAGCUACGCGAAGGCGACGGAGCUUAUGAUAAGUGGGUAGAGGAGGCCAAGUCCAAAACCAAGACUCGCAUUGAGGAGAAGAGGAAGGUUGGUGGGAAUGAUGAGCAGGUUGAAGCAUAG